This is a messenger RNA of Malassezia sympodialis ATCC 42132, 1329 nucleotides long. RefSeq lists its product as uncharacterized. Gene Ontology annotation, molecular function: CoA-ligase activity. The record is from RefSeq and is a predicted model, not a curated record. Bases 1 to 1329 code for a protein of 442 amino acids. The transcript is spliced from 3 exons. Lineage: Eukaryota; Fungi; Basidiomycota; Malasseziomycetes; Malasseziales; Malasseziaceae.
AUGCUGGCGGGAGGCAUCCCGGUUCUUAUCAAUCCGAUGUACAAACCGGAAGAACUGAUGCAUAUACUUGAGAUAUCGAGGCCUCGUGCCAUAUUGGCUUCAAAAGAAUCAUAUAAGAAUGCCUGCGAUGUGGCGAAAACAUGUUCAAAGCACUCCGAAUCACUCCUAGACAUAUGGGUUAUGGACGAGCAUCAUGAGCGCAGCUACAUUGAGCGUCUCGUUAAGCGGGGCGCACUGCUUCGUGAGUCGGGAGAUCGAUCUAUCGAACAUAUUCAUAUUGAACCUACGAAAGAUGAAGCUGUCUAUUGUCUCAGUUCAGGUACGUCGGGGCUUCCGAAAGCCGUGCGACUUUCACAUUACAACCUAAUCACCAACACGAUCCAGAUGACUGUCACUUUAGGCGGUCGAGUCAACAAGCCUGUGUAUGAUGCAGCCAACUGGUACGAUCAACCAAAUGCCCCCCUUCAAAAUGGGAUGAAUGAAGUUCAUUAUUCGUUGCUGCCCCAAUUCCAUUGCUAUGGCCUAAUCACCGCUAUGAUCUGUUUACAUACGCUUACCCCAAAUAUCGUUGAAUCAAAAUUCAAACCCGAAGAGUUUUUCCGUGCUGUUCAAGAAUACAAGGUGACGUUUUCCUUUGUGGUUCCUCCUAUAAUGAUUGCUCUUGUGAAAUCUUCGCUGGCCGACAAAUACGAUAUUUCGACGAUAAAGUCUUUUGCAUCAGGCGCUGCUUCAUUGUCCAAGGAGCUCUGCGAUAUGGUGAAACAAAUGCACGACAUUGGUGCUAUCGUGGUUGAUCUCAACACCAGAAAAGAGGUGGGUCCAAAUCAGAUUGGCGAGCUGUGGGUUCGUGGUCCCCAGAUGAUGAUGGGCUAUCUUCACAAUGAAAAGGCAAACCAAGAGGCCUUUGUCGAUGUAUUGAAAGAUCAGAAACCUUUUUUGCGAACUGGAGAUGUUGUUUCGAUUGACGAAAAAGGUUACAUAACCAUUCGUGAUCGCCUUAAGGAUAUUAUCAAAUACAAUGGCUACCAAGUGGCUGCGUCCGAGAUUGAGCAGCUAGUCUACUCACUGCCGUUUGUCCUGGACUGUGCUGUGGUUGCAAAGGUAGUCAAAGAAGAUGCGGCAAAGAAUGAGCUUCCUUGGGCUUUUAUUGUCGCUAAGGAAGGAAAUGAUGCAAACGACAAACUCACUGAAAAGGUGCUGCAGCAUGUAAACGAACGUGUCGCUGGGUUUAAAAAGCUUCGUGGCGUGACGUGGGUCGACGACCUCCCACGCAGUGCUGCAGGUAAGAUCCUAAAGCGCGAUCUACGUGCCCGUUUGAACGAAGAAUAA